AUGAGUAGACAGAAGCCAACUCUCGUCAUCAAGUUUGGAGGAAAGGUUUUGAGAAAAGUUCCAUGGGAAGACUGGUCGACUGAUUCGCGUUCAAAGACCGCAUCUGCUCCCCGCAAGGUUUCUUGGACAAAAAAUUUCUUCAAGCUCAAGAAAACACUUGCUACGUCAGGAAGAAUGAGUGGAAAGAAGCCAACUCUCGUCAUCAAGUUUGGAGGAAAGGUUUUGAGAAAAGUGCCAUGGGAGGACUGGUCGACUGAUUCGCGUUCAAAGCCGGCAUCGAAUCCCCGGAAAGUUUCAUGGACUAAAAAUUUCUUCAAGCUCGAGAAAAUAAAGAAAACCAAUUGCUUCAAUCUCGCCACUUCACCAUUGUCGUCUUCAUCUCCUUCGGCUUUAUCUUCUUCUGCUGGAUCUUCUCCAUCUCGCACACCAACUCCAGAGAAAACUAUGAAAAAAAAGAACACCGAUCGUGUGAAUCUUCCUACUUCACCAUCGCCGUCUUCACCUUCUUCGAAUGUAUCUUCUGCAUCUCGUACACCAUCUCCAGAGAAGACUAUGAAAAAAGCUCAUGACGUUCACUUUCCUGAGUUUCUAAAACCGUUCCUGAGCGUUUCUGAAUCCACCGAGCAAGAAAAAGCUCCUGUGGUGAAGAUCAAGAGGACCUACCCUCGGGUCUACAACCUUCCACCGUACCUCCAAAAACCGAACCAGAAGUACAACUUCAGCAUUUUUAGUGAGGAGGAGAAGAAAAGAAGACGCGAAGAGCGCCAGAAGGCAAAUGAGGAGAAAAUGAAACAAUUGAAAAUGGAAGAGGAGAGAAGAGAAGCCGAAAAAAAGGAGGCGGAAAGAAUGAAAAUGCAAAAAAUGGAGGCAGAGCGUCAAGCCAAAAAGAAGGAAGGAAUGCAUCUUCUCCUGGGAAAAGAAGUCCCAGGAAUUGACUACGACGAUCUUUGUCACAAAAUUGAUAGUCGUUAUUCCGAAUGGGAGGCCGACCGGCAAUACGAAAGAGAGCUCUAUGAAAGAGAGAAGGCAGAAGAGAAACGAAGGACCAUCCUACAGUAUGAAGCUGAUUGCUAUGGCCCGACAGUGGCCAAUCAUCUCAGAAAUUUGAAAACAUUUGAUGAGAUGCAGGCCAGGAAAAAAGAGGAAGAGGAACGCAAAAAAAAUGAAGGAGAGGAAUGGAAGAUGAAGAAAGAAGAGGAAAGAAAACAGAGAGUGGCGGAAGCGAAUCGCAGGUGGAACAUGGCAAGUCCCUCGGCUGAUCACGACAAAAUGUCAGAUUCAACUAACAGCAACUACCUUCUCGUCGUUGAGUCAUGCUCGCUGAAAAUUAUCAAGAGAGAGGACAUGUCGAAUCAGUACCAAGAGAUUCAUCCGAUCACAGAUGAGGAAUAUCAAAAAACCGGAAAACCGAUUCCUACAAACAAAUACAACGAAGAGACAGACAUAUGGUGUCCACAUUGCUCCAAAUACUAUUGGAAGUUUUGCCGCAGGCACCCACUUUACCUCGUUCCAAAUGGCUCCAUUGAAGACGGACCCGAAGACGAAUCAAGAGCAAUGCGAUCUGUCCCGCAGGAAUUCGUUGAGGUGGCAACAUCGUCCCUCAAAGGAGCAGGAAAAGGAGUUUUUGCCCGCAAACUCCUUCCGAAAGGAUACAUGUUUGGGCCAUAUGAAGGGGAAAGAGUGGAGGACAGCAGCCAGAUGAAAACUCCAGGUUAUUCUUAUGAAUUGGACGGCAAAGACGGACCAUAUUUGAUCGAUGCGUCCGACGAGAACGCGUCAAAUUGGCUCAGAUACGUCAAUGCUCCCAAUAAAAAGGAACAUCAGAAUCUUUACGCCGUGCAAUACAACCACCAAAUUUAUUAUAUUGUCACAAAGGCGAUUUUCAUUGGCGAAGAACUAUUGGUUCCCUACGGACCGAAAUAUUGGAGAGGAAAGUGA
Messenger RNA from Caenorhabditis remanei, 1938 nucleotides. RefSeq lists its product as uncharacterized. Bases 1 to 1938 code for a protein of 645 amino acids. Gene Ontology annotation, molecular function: protein binding. The record is from RefSeq and is a predicted model, not a curated record. NCBI's taxonomy places the organism in Eukaryota, Metazoa, Nematoda, Chromadorea, Rhabditida, Rhabditidae. Gene Ontology annotation, cellular component: nucleus. The transcript has 13 exons.